AAUUCCAAGGAUUCCGUGUCUAGCGCGAUAAAUAGCGAGCACAUCGACGGCAUUACGCUAUCGAUUACCUGCCGGGUAGCUUGCACACAGAACUACAGUAGAGUAACAACAGUUCUCUGACAAAAAAACAUGACGACUCCUCAAUCCUCAGCCGCCGCAACCAUGAUGGACAAAGUGCGCGAGAAAAUGCAGGGGAUUAAGAACAAGAUAGAGGAAGCCGAGGAGAGAGAGGCCAUGGCGAAAAUGGAGUUAAAAGACGCCGAGGAGAGGGCGUACCAACAUGAAUCCGACCUGGACUCCAUGCAGAAGAGAAUCAACUUGUUAUCGGAAGACUUGGAUAAAACUCUCGAGGCUUAUGAAGAGAAGAAAGCGAGACUGGAUUCGCUCGAGGAAAAGCAGGAAUCGGACGGGACCGUAGUGCGUGAGCUGGAAAGUGUGGAGCUCGAGGGAGACGAGAGGUUGGCGGAGCUAGAAGAAAAGACAAAGGAAGCGGUAGCCACGGUAAACCAGAAAGAACACGACAACACCGAGAUCAACCAAAAAAUUGUCGUUACGGAGACCGAGCUCUCAAAAGUAAACGAACGUUUGGAGCGCGCGCUGGAGACUAUCGAACGCCUAGAAGCAACCAUCGAGGAAGCAAGCACCAAUAUGGCCUCGCUAGAGCAAAAGGACACCGACGCGUCACAAUGGGAAAUAGAGGUCGAAGAAAAAAUCGGAUUCCUCAACGAGCAACUGAAAGAGGUUCUCGUCCGCGCCGAAGACGCCGAGAGGAGAUGUGGUCCCCUGGAACGGCUUCUAGAUGAACAGAGCACACAAAUAGACGAUUUCCGUAACAAGAAGAGAGACGUGGAGAAAGAGAUGGAAGACAUGGUGGGGCUCGUGGACGAGAGCAUCGACUAGGAAGGACUGGGUAUAUCCCUUAUCGGACAGAUAACGAACAAUUACUAAUAUGUAGAUACUGCUGUAGGUAAAAUGGUAUAACAACCAGGUGGGUCGUGUGCCAAGCCCACUCGGCUUGUGCAAUUCUAGGGGCUGAAAACUAAUUUAUUGCAAAAGCUCUCCCUGUAUGCUUCUUGUUUUGUAACUUGACCCUAUCGUGACCUGUGCUAAUUUUCAGCAUAUUUUUCGCGAGAUCUUACCUUUAGAUUCACUCAAAUAGCUCUUCUACCAAGUCUGUGAGACACUUCCUAUCUAAACGUUGCUCUGGAGUGUAUUCUAACAUCUGAACCCGGCGAUCUGUUGAACAUUUUUAUCUUAGAUAUUUAGAGUAUUACAUUUUAAUUGAGGCAUUCGAUAGAUUAUUAUGAUAUGUUGUCGUAACAACAUUAAUAAAGUCACGAAGCUA
Messenger RNA from Nematostella vectensis (starlet sea anemone), 1345 nucleotides. RefSeq names its product tropomyosin-2. The transcript has a single exon. Gene Ontology annotation, cellular component: actin filament. Gene Ontology annotation, molecular function: actin filament binding. Bases 130 to 900 code for a protein of 256 amino acids. Gene Ontology annotation, biological process: muscle contraction; actin filament organization. Lineage: Eukaryota; Metazoa; Cnidaria; Anthozoa; Actiniaria; Edwardsiidae. The record is from RefSeq and is a predicted model, not a curated record.